CAGGACUAGUACAAGUUUGUGGGAUGCUUGAGCAGUUUUUCUUUUUAGCGGCCGCUCUCCACUCAUUCGCCGUCCUUGGACACGUGGUGUAGGAAACGGUCGAUACCGAUGCUGGACAAUUUUGGAAAGCUAGCGCCUGGGAGCAGAUACCUUUUGGUGGAAAAGGGAGACAACAAGACAGCUGUUUAAGGAUCGUCAUUGACCCCAGGGCAAAGUCCUAUGGACACCAGUUCCUGCGUUUUAGCAAAACGGAGAAAGAGGGGAGAGGGGAGUCCGUGCUGCUCGGGCUUUACAUGGGAUUCUUUUGAAGGACGAUGCGUCGAAUGCAGAGCCGGCUACUUCGGAAUUGAUUGUUCCAAUAAAUGUCCCUUUCCAAGUUAUGGGAAACACUGCCAACAAGAGUGUCAAUGUAAUGCAGAGUUGUGUGAUGUUUCUGAAGGAUGUGUCGGACAAACUUCGCACGAGGUAGUUACGUCACAUCCUGCUUUCAACACUACACCCAAGAACACCCAGGGAAACAAAAUAACUAAUAUCCUCAAAGAAAGCAAAAUAUAUACUGCAGUGUUAACUUCAACUGACAUCGCAAAUCUCGAAAAAGACUCGAAAAUCGUCCACUAUACUGUCUUGGGCGAUAUAAGACCAAUAUUGUAUGCGAUAUUCUCAGUGAUUUUGCUAUUCGUCAUGCUGUCAUCCACAUAUAUCAUUGGGAAGAAGAUACAAAAUUCUCAAUGCACUAAACAUACUAGUGUCAUUGGAGAGGGAAAUAUACAAGAUGGCGGCGUUUAUCAGGAAAUAGACAGUUUUGAACAAAAUGUGACCUACAGCGUGUGCAGAACGAACAUCGAGGAGGCAGAGGAUCUGCGUAAUGGUGGGAGUGAUGCGGAAAGCAAUGAGGAAAAGGACGUUGGCCCGGAGAGCACGAAUGUAAAAUCAGCCGGAAUGGGUUGAAUUUUUACACUGGUAACUGGGCUGAAACAAUUUUGAAAUAUACAUGCAUGUAAUAUUUGAAUGAUAUUUUAUGGCCCGAGUUUGUGUUUAAAUUUGCUCCUAUUACAAUGCUAACUAUAGGGGAUAUAAAUAGAAAUUAGCAAAGAAGAAUUGCAUUGCAUUGCUGUCUGAAUAUGUUGUUAUGAUUUGUUAUAAAUUCCCAGAAUGCCUCGGAUUGAAAGUCUUCGUCAUAAGAGGCGACCUACAACCAUUGGUACUGAUGGGGAGAUUGAUUUGUCGUUUUCUGUCAGUCUCACUGUGUAUCCGUACCAUUAUAGAUGCCAGAAAAUGAUACUCGAUAUCAAAAUCAUAUUUUUAGUAAAACCACAUUUUGGUAUUGGUGAUUACUCUUGGAUGCCUGGAAAAUAUCACCAUAAACUAGAAAUGAGGAAGGAAAAGUUAAUGUAAGUGACAGGACGCAUCGCUGAACUUUACCGUAUAAUGAUCCCUAUAAUUACAUUUAGAUAUCAUGUAUGUAAUUUAUGAAGUAUUUUGUGAUUGUAUUAUUUGUUCUAUUGUAUUACUUUCGUUUUAAUGAAGCAGCCUUUUAGAUUAGUUAAUUUGUUUUAUUCGUUUUGAAAAUGAAGUGGAAGCACUUACUAAUUACCUAUACCUAGCCACGCCUCUGGGUUCACUGAAUUAAAUGGAGUCCAUUAUAUGUAUAUAAGAAGGUGUGAAACAUAUUCAUGUAAAUAUUUAUUGAAUAAAAUGUUUAUUUCUCAA
Ostrea edulis (European flat oyster) is the source of this 1710-nucleotide messenger RNA. RefSeq lists its product as uncharacterized. Bases 220 to 948 code for a protein of 242 amino acids. Lineage: Eukaryota; Metazoa; Mollusca; Bivalvia; Ostreida; Ostreidae. The transcript is spliced from 5 exons. The record is from RefSeq and is a predicted model, not a curated record. Gene Ontology annotation, molecular function: scavenger receptor activity.